UUCCACGAAAUCAACGAUGGACGUUCAUCGCCACCGUCGAAUUCAAGGCCGAUCACCCAAAUCCGACGGCCAGAAAGAAACCUCCAAAAAGAGCAGCAACAAUGCACUCAAAGUUAAGUACAUCUCCAGCCCCAUGAGGGUCAAGACAAGCCCCUCCCGGUUCCGAUCCAUAGUCCAGAAACUCACCGGAAAAAACUCCGAUGCCGAGCGCUGCAUCGCCGCCGCUGACUACGAUGACAGGUUUCACGAGGUUACCGAUGAUUUCAUAGGCACGCCAUAUGCGGAGACGAUGGAGAGGCACGGUCGAGACGGGUUUUAUCCGGUCGGAGUUUUUUCGUCGACAUUGCCGCCGACAGAGGUUUCUCCGGGGAUGUAUUAUCCUUAUCAGAUGGAAUUUCUGCAAAGCUAUGAUCAGCAUAUGCAAAACUUGUAAUAAGCUUGUUUUUUCAACUUCUUUUUCGAAGUUUUCGAGUAUUACGAAGAAAUUUGUUAAGAACAAUGUUUCAAUGUC
This is a messenger RNA of Andrographis paniculata, 511 nucleotides long. RefSeq lists its product as uncharacterized. Bases 17 to 433 code for a protein of 138 amino acids. The record is from RefSeq and is a predicted model, not a curated record. The transcript has a single exon. Lineage: Eukaryota; Viridiplantae; Streptophyta; Magnoliopsida; Lamiales; Acanthaceae.